UACUAGAUAGACCCUGUGGCUGAUGAAUUCAUCCACAUGCAUCACUAACACCACGAGUACACCCGCAGCAGCCGAGCCCAGGGUCCUGUUGUCUUGUCUAUUUAGAUCCUGAGGCAUGCAGAGGUGAGACCACCCACACAUGUGAGCUGGAGGAGGGUGGGAAGACUCAGACAAAUGUCGUCACUCUUGACCAGGGGUGCAAGAGGCAGCAGCUCCACAGUUGAAAUGCCCCGUGGGCUUAACCGUCGGUGGUGAGUGGACCGCAUAUACAUAUCUAGUGCUGCAGCCUGCCUUUGGACCCUUUCCCCAGCUGCCCAGCUGCCCCAGCUGAUCUCAUGGCUGAAAGGGAAGGGCACAUGAAACGGGAAGACUCACUCACUCACCCACACACUCACACCAGAUGUCACUCACUCACUCACUCACCCAACCCAGCCCCCCAGCCUCUUGGGAGAAAUACAGCGCGGCAGUGCCAGCGAGCGUGGUAGGAGAACAGAGUUCAACCUAGUGGGCGGUGGCGCGCUCAUGCCUUAUCAUCCGUCAUGUCGUCCAUCGUGCCGUCAAUCCUGCCUUGGUGUCGUCUCGUCUGCCAUCUCGAUUCAUUAGGGUAGAGAUAUGAUGGCUGGGCCGGGCUGGGCUGGGCGGGAAGACGGAAAGCAGAUACCCAUCCACCCCUGCCCAAGUGUGGCGUCAAACGUCAAGGACAGGGAUGGGUGAGUGAGGGGUAUGACGUAGCCAGGUGUGGCUGAUGCACCAAUGACCGAGAGGCCUGGCCGUACAUAUGGCGUAUUGCGUUGGCUCACAUCACUUACAGGGCCGCAAAACAGGGCAGGUGAGGGAGUCUUGUGUUAGUUUUGCUUGCUUGGUUGUCGUUAACAGUAGACUGCUUGUACUGGGUGUGCAAACUGUUAGAGCCUUGCCCUGCCCUGCCCUGGUCAAGGCCCUGAGAUCUGAUAUCAUAGGUAUCAUAUGCCAGCAGGCAGGCAGGCAUGAGACUAGAGGGAGCUGGCCCGGUGCACGAUGAUGCUAUGCGUGCCUGCAGUGCUGUCACUCGGGCUUACCUGUCUUAUAAGGCGUGGCUGAGGACCCUUGGAUCUGCCUCUGCUCUUUCUCCCUUUUGGGCAUACACUCUGCAACUACACCGGACCUCUGAUACUAUAGACAAACCUAGGAAUAUCAUCUGGAUCUGCUCUGCGGCCCUGCCAGAUCAGCGUAACCUUGAGAACCUACUACACACAUACACUACGUCUCCCACGAUAUCUUGACCAACAUACACACCCAACAUGGCAGCCAACAUCCAGAACGCAACAGCCGGCGCCCCCCAGCUCUCCGAGGAGGACAAGAAGAAGCAGACCUGGGGCGAGUACGGCAAGCAGGUCUACAACGAGCAGUACGAGCGGUGGAUGCCCUGGAUCGAGGACUUUUACCUGCGCUGGUUCACGCGCGACAACAAGGCCAGCUACACCACCAAGGACACGCUCGACAAGUCCAAGGUCACCGGCAUCAAGCAGGUCGACAAGCUGCAGGACGGCGUCAACAACCUGGUCGCGGGCCAGGUGGGCCAGGACGGAAUGCUGCAGCCCGUCGGCGACGCCUUCUCCAGGGAGGGCAUCAACCGCGCCGAGCGCCAGGGCAAGGACGACAGCGGCAGCUAUGCGCCCGGCCCGGCGGGGAGCGUCGUGAACCCGCUCGCCGAGGGGGGCAAGAAGGUCGGCGGGGGCAUUGUUGACGGCGGCAAGGCGGCUGGGGGUUAUGUUGGCGGGCUGUUUGGGGGUGGUGGUGCGAAGAAAUAGGCGGGUGAUCACCCAGCCGCCUUCUCCAUCGUCUUCCUUCUUGUUACUUACCCCUUUCUUUUUUUGGUUCGGCUGUCAUGGUUGGAAAGAGUGUUCCGUUCCUGUUUCUGUUGGCAUCGUGGCCUUCUCGAAUACCCCCUCCUAGCGAAAUUUCUAAUGCCAUAUUGGUAGUUGUCUGCUAUUCUACCCAUACUACUAAGUAGUACACUUCUAAAUGUCUUUUUGUAGCAAUCACACCUCCGCCAACUUCCUUCUUGCCUCCUCCACCAUCUCCUCCACAUCAUAGUGCCAUAUCUCGUGAAACCGCCAUGUUAUCUCCCUCCCAAACCCCUCCGCGCUCCGAGACAGGUCCCGGUCCUUCCACUGGAACAGGUCGACGGCCUCGCGCGUGUGCCGAACCAGCCACUGCGUCCGGUCGUAACGGACCUCGCUGUAGACCCCGAACGCGGCGGCCAGCCUCUGCCCGAGCGUCGUCUUGGUCGAGGGCUUCCCGCCGUCCGCGCCAACGCCGUCGACAACACCCUCCUGUUCCUGGACUACCGUGAGCAACAGCUCCGCCAGCAGGUACGCGUCCUCGAUGCCGAACCCGGCCCCGGCGCCGAGGUGCGGCCCGCAAGCGUGCGCAGCGUCGCCGGCGAGGCAUGUCACCCUGCCGGCACCAGCAC
This is a messenger RNA of Diaporthe batatas, 2455 nucleotides long. RefSeq lists its product as uncharacterized. NCBI's taxonomy places the organism in Eukaryota, Fungi, Ascomycota, Sordariomycetes, Diaporthales, Diaporthaceae. The coding region runs from base 1281 to 1790 and encodes 169 amino acids. The record is from RefSeq and is a predicted model, not a curated record. The transcript has 3 exons.